Molecule: messenger RNA, 3878 nt
Organism: Pimephales promelas (fathead minnow)
Lineage: Eukaryota; Metazoa; Chordata; Actinopteri; Cypriniformes; Leuciscidae
Source: RefSeq, a predicted model, not a curated record
GCCUUACCCUCUCUCUCUCUCUCUCUGAUGCGGGGAGCAGCGCCGUGCCGUGUGUGUGUGUGAGCGUGUUGCUGAGAGAUGAUGAAACGUCCGCGUCAGUGAGCCGUUGGGAAGCUUCUCCCUGCCUGAGGAUGUGAGAGAAUUGGAGGCUGAACGAGGGAUCCACUCCAUCCUGCAGGCCGAGCCGUCUGCACAGGCCUGCUUUCCCUCUUUCUCUCUCUCUCCAUCCUUUCUCGUGAGGCAUCUCUCACCCUUUUUUUUCCCUCCUUGUUCUUCCUCUGUGGAGCAAGGGGAUCGUCAUCCCCCCAUCGAUUCUUUUUUUUUUUUGUGGUGGUGGCUCCCUCCUCCUCCUCUUCCUCCUCCUCCUCCUCCUCCCCCUCUCUCUCCAUCUCCACCACCACCUCCUCCUCUUUUUUUCUCUAUUCUUCAAGAAGACCUUUUUGGAAUAGCAAACCUCCAUGUAUGACAAUUUGUACCUGCAUGGAUUUGAAGACUCGGAGGCGGGUUCAGCUGAUUCCUACACUAGCAGGCCGUCUGAUUCAGAUGUGUCGUUGGAGGAGGAGAGGCCGGAGGGGGGUAGUCAGGGCCGCCAGGAGCGAGAACAGCAGGCUGCACAGCAGUUGGAGAGGGCGAAGGCCAAAGCGGUGGCCUUUGCCGUGAAGACAAAUGUCAGUUACUGUGGUGCGCUGGAUGAAGAUGUGCCUGUGCCAGGAACUGCCAUCUCAUUCGAUGCAAAAGACUUCCUGCACAUCAAAGAGAAGUUUAAUAAUGACUGGUGGAUUGGGAGGCUGGUGAAAGAAGGCUGUGAGAUUGGUUUUAUCCCCAGUCCCCUGAAGCUGGAGAAUAUCAGAGCACAGCUGGAACAGAAGAAAAGCCGCGUACAAGGUAAGUCCAGUGGAAGCUCGUCCUCCAGUUUGGGGGAUGUGAUGUCAUCAGGGAAGCAGAAACAGAAAGUGACUGAACACGUGACUCCCUAUGAUGUUGUGCCUUCCAUGAGGCCUGUGGUGCUGGUUGGUCCAUCAUUGAAAGGAUAUGAGGUCACUGAUAUGAUGCAGAAAGCUCUUUUCGACUUCUUGAAACACCGGUUUGACGGCAGAUCAUGUAUUUAUCAUCCUAGGAUAACUAUCACACGUGUGACAGCAGACAUCUCACUGGCAAAGAGAUCAGUGCUUAACAAUCCCAGCAAGAGAGCCAUUAUUGAGCGCUCAAAUACCAGAUCCAGUCUUGCUGAGGUACAGAGCGAGAUUGAGCGCAUAUUUGAACUAGCUCGCUCACUCCAGCUGGUUGUGCUGGAUGCAGACACCAUCAACCAUCCUGCUCAGCUGUUGAAAACUUCACUAGCACCCAUCAUCGUCCAUGUCAAAGUGUCCUCGCCAAAGGUCCUCCAGCGGCUCAUCAAGUCCAGAGGAAAGUCGCAGAGUAAACAUCUCAAUGUACAGCUCGUAGCAGCAGAUAAACUAGCACAGUGUCCUCCGGAGAUGUUUGACAUCAUCUUGGACGAGAAUCAGUUGGAAGACGCAUGCGAGCACCUGGCGGAGUAUCUUGAGGCGUACUGGAAGGCCACCCACACCUCCAGUAGUACCCCACUCAACCCUCUGCUGGGCAGGAACCUCGGCCCUGCUGCCCUGGCCCCUUACACUACGUCUGCCAUAUCCGGCCUGCAGAAUCAACAGGGACAAAAAACACGGCACGCCAACCACACCGGGGACAACUCCACCCCCAACGAACGGCGCAACCUGAUGACCUCAGAUGAGAACUACCACAACGAGCGAGCGCACAAGGGGCGGAACCGGGGCUCCUCUGGCUCUCAGCACGGCGGCAGCGGUCGAGACCACCACUACAUGGAAGAGCAGCAGGGCUACCAGGACCCCUACCAGGACACCUACAAGCCCCACCGCAACCGCAGUUCCCCAGGCAGCUACAGCCAGGACUCACGACACCGGCUCUGAGCCACCCCGCCCCGUUUCGUCCUCCAAGCCUGAGCCACAGAGCCACCGAGCCAAGAUGGCUUCUGUCCACAAUUGUAUACAUCUUCCAUUAUGUUUUCCUUUUGUUAGGGUCUCUUGAGCUACAAAGAAGAAACUGUUUAGCCCCUCCUGAACCUUCGCCAUCUGACCAAAGCCUGCAUUCCCACCUGCUUAUUCGAGGCUCGAUGCGUCUGCCUGGGGAAAGAGGACCUUUUAACAUGCAAUUGGAGACAGUUGUUAUGCUUUCCCAUGUUAAUAUGCUUGUUGACUUUUUUUUUUUUUUUUUUUGUCUAUUCUGUUGCAAAAAGGCAGGUUUUCCUUCUUCCAAGCAACCUUUUAACUUCAAAAUGGAAUUGAAUGAUUGGUUGGCCCUUAAAAGCAAAUAUUCUGUGAAGCUAGCAAUAGCAGAGAAUCGGAUGGUUUCAAAGGGUGUACGCAGGAUCCCUGAAAACCGAAUAAGGAGCUCAGUUAGUCUUUAUGUCAUUAUUGCCAGCAUGUUACCUGACCGCAUGCUUCCCUUGUCAUUAGUGCAUAACUUGAGCGGACAGACCAAUAAGCAGGACCCCGAGAAACUGGCUGCCAAACUGGAACAUUUCAGUAAUAAUGUAACACAAACCUACUGCCAGCUGUCUUUUGUUACAGAAAAUGGAAUCCUAAAUACAACGAUCGUUGGAGUUUUCCAAAGCCUCGAAAUCUUAGGCGGAGGAAUUUCCACAUAACUUCUGCCGUAAACAGCCAACAACCACAGACAGCCACAGUCAUCUGUGCAGUUUAGCAUGACGCACUGCAUCCAGUGCCAUGGACUCGUUUCGUGCCAGGCAUUCAUUUCCAGUUAGAAAAGACAGCUUAAAGGGAUGCAUAACAUAGGAAUGCUGAAGAACAAAAAAAUGUCGCUGUGAUCUAGUCCUCAGUAGAGUUAGCAAGACUUUUUUAUGAUUCAUUUUCAUAAUUUAAUGGCAGAAAUAAUGGCACUUUGGUACAUUGUAAUUUAAGUAGAUCCAUCUUUUCUCUAAAAAAAAUUAUUUUCUCUAAAAGAUUCUUCAGGAGUGACUGGCACCCUGUUCUCCACCCUGCCAACUGCAGCAGCUGCCGUCCAGAUCUCAAAUACUUACAAACUAAACCCGUAAAGUGUCGUUUUUCUGAUCGUACGUUUUUCAGGGUGAAAGGGACUGGCCAAGGACAAGUAGAUCCUCAUAUGGAAGCAGUUCACAUCUGGACCUAAAACUUACAGACACAAGGCCUUGGCAAACCAUGGCUUUUAUUUUCUCGCCUUAUUAAUUUAUGCUAGUUUUUGCAUUUUCAAAAGAAUACAUUUUAAAGAAAAAAAUAAAUUCUGAAAAACGAAGGGCCGCAACAAGUACAUUCUGUAUGCAUUUGUCUAUGAGCAUGCUUCUCUGUUAAUUAUAUAAUGAGGAUGAAUGAACAUGAGGAAUUUGGCAGUCGAUGCCAAAAGCGGACGAAACAAAAAAUCUGAAACCUCUGAAUUUGCUGCCUGAGACAAUCAGAUGGAACUUCUCUGUAAAACCGGAACGUUGUUCAUCCCUUCCCAUCAUCCUGCUCUCUCCCGUUUCACAGCAGCUUCAUCUGAGCUCCAGAUAAAAGAAUAAAAAUGUGUACAUUUUUCCUUUUUUUUUUGUGAAAGUUGAAAAUUGAAGAUGGAAAUGCAAAAUUGCAUGCAUAUCAUUUUAAUUUAUUACAAAUUUGAAAGAAAAAAAUGUUUUAUGGAAUAUAAUUGUGUAAAAGGCAAAUCUAGCAGUAUUUAAGUUCUUUUACAAAAAAGAAAAGAAGAAAAAAUAAAUGGUCAUUUUGAAACUGUCAUUUUUAAUUAUUCAUUUUUGAUUUUUUUGGAUCUGAUGAGUGACUAGCAGGUGCAUUUUGAAAAGCUUAUAUUAAAAUACUUUCUAUAUGGUU